Molecule: messenger RNA, 952 nt
Organism: Ceratotherium simum simum (southern white rhinoceros)
Lineage: Eukaryota; Metazoa; Chordata; Mammalia; Perissodactyla; Rhinocerotidae
Source: RefSeq, a predicted model, not a curated record
UGAAAUUACCCAACUGAAAGAUGAAAUUAUUUUUUCAGGAUCCUAGCGAUGCAGCACAACAGGAAGCAAAGCACAGGGAAGCAGAAAUGAGAAACAGUAUCUUAGCCCAAGUUCUGGAUCAGUCAGCUCGGGCCCGGUUAAGUAACUUAGCACUUGUAAAGCCUGAAAAAACUAAAGCAGUAGAGAAUUACCUUAUACAGAUGGCAAGAUAUGGACAACUAAGUGGGAAGGUAUCAGAACAAGGUUUAAUAGAAAUCCUUGAAAAAGUAAGCCAGCAAACAGAAAAGAAAACAACAGUUAAAUUCAGCAGAAGAAAAGUAAUGGACUCUGAUGAAGAUGACGAUUAUUGAAUUUAAGAUGUUUAGAGACUGGAACUUAAUGGAACCAUUCUAGGAUAGAUAAUAUUUGGGAGAAGUUGAGAUUUGAUUGAUGUUUACUUUGUUUAUUGUCUAUAUGCCUUUUAAAAAAAUAAACUUGUUAUGCAAAAUGAAACAAUUUGGGCAAAGUUGUUUUAGUACCAUAGCUGAAUGAACAGAAGAUCUGCUUUUUGAAUUUGUUCCUUUCCUACCAAAAGCUUUUACAUGUGUAGCAGCAUGAAUAUACCCUUUCUAAUUGUCACAUUAGUGUUAGGUGGGAAAAUGGCCUUAGCAGAAACAGAAGCUGCUCGAGCACUCUUCAGUAAGAGGAAAACAGCGUCCAGUAACGUCAUGGGAGGUAAAACCCAUGGACUAAGCUGAAUCAGCUCCAGUAUUAAACGUCUCAUAUUUCCAAGACAUAGGCUCUGAAAGCACGUAAGCUAUUUUUCUUCCUGCAGAUAGUACUUAUAUUUAAUGUAAGAAAAUUCCUAGCUUUAGUUUCACUUAUAAUCUGCUUUUCAAAAGCAGUGAGACUAAAUUAUCUAACAACUAUUACCCCUAUCCAAAACUACCUCUAUAAUAGAGUGGUACUUGAA